AUGUUUCACUUCCGGUUUGCGGACAAGACUAACGGGUGGUGAAAAGGUGAAUUCUCGGAAAAUCUACAAGGCGAGGAAAAUAUAAUAAAUCAAUUCGAUUAUCUUAGUGGAUACGUACAGGCUCAUUUUCUAACGACUUCUUACGUUCCCCGAUGUGCUACCGGCCCUAGAUGUAAUUUGGAUAUAUUAUUUGAAUUGUUGUAGCUUUCUUGUGAUCUUUUCAGGAUCUGAAUUAACAGAUAGAAACGGAAUGGGAUGGAGAGCAUUCUUAUCGGCUCCAGGCUCCACUGACAGAUUUCAAGAGCAGAAUCACAGUGAUGGACAUCAGCAGGAUCGUUUGAUAUUGUCCGAGAGACAUAAUCGACAAAGACGUAACGCCGUGACGGUGUUUACGAUGGAAGAUGUUUUAAAAUCCAACAACUUUCAAAGUUUUCUAAACACUCACUCGGCGAGAACAAGGUCGAGGACUUCCGAGGAAUAG
Pocillopora meandrina is the source of this 481-nucleotide messenger RNA. The record is from the annotation of a GenBank genome assembly. NCBI's taxonomy places the organism in Eukaryota, Metazoa, Cnidaria, Anthozoa, Scleractinia, Pocilloporidae.